Molecule: messenger RNA, 1034 nt
Organism: Harmonia axyridis
Lineage: Eukaryota; Metazoa; Arthropoda; Insecta; Coleoptera; Coccinellidae
Product: lysM and putative peptidoglycan-binding domain-containing protein 3
Exons: 3
Coding region: 146-817 (223 amino acids)
Source: RefSeq, a predicted model, not a curated record
UUGAAAUUCCUAGUUCUGUUCAUAGACCUAAUAUGGAUAUAAUAUGGAUAUUAGGUCUAUGGUUCUGUUCUAUAGUGUUUUUCAGUGUAAUCUCUGGUGUUUUUGUUUUAUAUUCGCUAUCUAGUUCGAAAUUUUUUAAACUUUCAUGAUGAUGAAAAAAAGAAACAGGUAUAAAUAUAAAGAAUGUGAUGGAGAAAGUGAUGAAGAAACAGAAUUUUUUAUCAAGUCAACGACGACAAGAAGAGAAUUACCGUGUGUUGAAAAAAAUAUUCAAGAAGGAGAUACUUUACAGUCUCUGGCUAUACGACAUUCUUGUACUAUUGAAGAGAUCAAGAGGCUCAAUAACAUACAUAAGGAAAAUGAAAUAUUUGCAAGAAAUGUUAUAAAAGUGCCUCUUAAAGUACUCUCUGAAGCUUUAGCUCCUAUACAUACAAGUGGAUCUACAACACCUGAAAAUAAACUUCUCGAUAUUGAAUCUCCUAAUAUCGAUCCGAUAGAUAUCAAUUUGAAAAUAGAACAACAAAGUGCAACUCAUGAAACUAAGGUUAAUGAAAUUAUAUUCAACAGUCAAAUUUCCCAGAAGCCCAUUGAUAUCAAUCUGGAUGAAGUAGAUAUCAAUGAUGAAGAAGAGCAACUUAUAUCUUCUACCAAGUCAUCUGACAUUUUAGGAUCUUUGUUGACCUGUAAUGGGAUUGAUGGUGACAUAUCUUUUGUUGGAUUGAUUAUAUUCAUUGUUGUUUUGAUAUUUGCAGUUCCUUUAAUUUAUGUAUUUUAUAUAGCAGAACACCUUGAAAAAUAUCAUCAUUAUCAAACAUGAAAUAAUUCAGUUUUUCAUUGAUGAUCUUUAUUGUGAUACUAGAAAGAAUUUAUGCUAAGUUGUGAUUUCAAGGUUGGCAAAGAUUAAAAAUGCCUUUUUGGGUUGUUAUUUAUAUUUAUUGAUGUUGACAUGUAUUUGAUUUAUUCUCUAUUAUAGUUACAUGGAACCAGUGAAAAAUUUCACUAUUUUUUUAAGGAAAAAAAUUCUUUAUCUGGAA